AUGGCCGCGCUGGUGGAGGCGAGGGAUGGAGGCGCUGGUGGGACGGAGUCGUACGACGCCGAUGCAGGCUACUUCCGCGAAGGCUCUCCGGCCGCUCGUCUCCAUCCCAAGCAGCUGCUGCUGCCAACGCCGACCCGGGGCAUCUCGACCACGCCGCAGAAGGUCCUAGAAGGGUCUGAAGAGGAAGCCGAUGCCUCUCAUCAAGAGGCUGCGCACGGGGUCUAG
Miscanthus lutarioriparius is the source of this 225-nucleotide messenger RNA. Lineage: Eukaryota; Viridiplantae; Streptophyta; Magnoliopsida; Poales; Poaceae. The record is from the annotation of a GenBank genome assembly.